Messenger RNA from Bubalus bubalis (water buffalo), 1433 nucleotides. RefSeq names its product HIG1 domain family member 1A, mitochondrial-like. Gene Ontology annotation, cellular component: mitochondrion. NCBI's taxonomy places the organism in Eukaryota, Metazoa, Chordata, Mammalia, Artiodactyla, Bovidae. Gene Ontology annotation, biological process: mitochondrial respirasome assembly; negative regulation of apoptotic process. Bases 192 to 473 code for a protein of 93 amino acids. The record is from RefSeq and is a predicted model, not a curated record. The transcript has a single exon.
GUUAGACUGUCACUGUGUGGAAUUCAUUUUCUUGAUACUUUAAAAAAAAAAAAAUUUUUUUUUUCAUGAUAGAUUUUUUUUCCCCUUGUCAAAAAAGUAAAUUUUUUUUUUUAAAGCUUAAAGCAUAAUGCUUAGAGAAUCCAGUAGGAACCUGAAACAUCUUGAAGUUGUCUGAAGAUUCUUCAAUCACUAUGUCAAGCGACACAGAUAUUUCUCUUUCUUCAUAUGAUGAAGAUCAGGGAUCUAAACUUAUCCGAAAAGCUAGAGAGGCACCAUUUGUCCCCAUUGGAAUGGCAGGUUUUGCAGCAAUUGUUGCAUAUGGAUUAUACAGAUUGAAGAGCAGGGGACAUACUAAAAUGUCUGUUCACCUGAUCCACAUGCGUGUGGCAGCCCAAGGCUUUGUUGUGGGAGCAAUGGCUCUUGGUAUGGGCUAUUCCCUGUAUCAAGAAUUCUGGGGGAAACCUAACCCUUAGAAGAGGAGAUGCUGUCUUGGUCGUCUUGGUGGUGCUUGCUUUAGUUAGACAUCUCAUAUUGAGGUUAUUAUAUGUUUAUGCUGAAAAUAAAUUGUUUGGGUCAGACAAGAACUUGGUAAUUUGAAAAUUGGCUUCCUUUCUUGCAGGCUUGAUUUGCCUGGUGACCAAGUUACUGGUGACUAGUUCACUAGCUAGGUCAUUCAGGGGAGUCAGACCAGCACAAAAGAAACAUGUCACUUUUAAAUACACUUGAUAGUGGUACCUGUCCACCUUAAACUCUUCUGUUGAAAUUAGUUCUAAAGAAGACAACAUGCCAAUCCUGAAAGUGCUCCCAGUUGCUGCAGAAUAUCAUAUGCUUUUGAUGUAAUGUAGGAAUCCUAUUUACCCCAGUUAAUUUAACUUUCUGACGGCCUUGUGGACUGAGUACUGUUUUAAGGGCUAGUUGGCUCUUGAGGAACCCUUUCAGAACAGUGCAUGGAAUACAACAUUACAAACCUCCCUGGAAGUCUGUGUGUGUUUUUAAACCAAAACUAAAAAGCUGGUAACAGAGCCACUUUGAAGUAGUAUUUAUUUUAGAAUCAUAGUUAUAAACAUGAGAGUAACUUGACUUGUGGAUCCCUUUUAGCUCUUUUGUAAUUGCAGAAUUACAUUUUGCUGCUGUUAUAUUAGAAUAAUUUUAAAUUAUUUUGAAACAUGUAUUUAAGUGCUAACACAAAGGUAAAUGAAAAACACUUUUUAAAUGUGUGCAGUAUGUUUAUUUUCUCCAAAAGUAUCAUCAACUAAAUAAAAUCCCUAUAAUGGAAGUCAUUGAUGAGCAAGCUGGUUUGGUCAGACAUUAUACAAACUUUGGUAUAUCACAGAAUGCUUUGUUGUACUUGUGAAAUUCUCGUCUAACCUGAAUUUACAUUCCAUGGUGAUAACAUGGUAAAUGUAGUGUUAUUAAAGUAAAUGAACACAUCA